Messenger RNA from Bufo gargarizans (Asiatic toad), 1872 nucleotides. Its product is annotated as tyrosine-protein kinase STYK1-like. Lineage: Eukaryota; Metazoa; Chordata; Amphibia; Anura; Bufonidae. The transcript is spliced from 10 exons. Gene Ontology annotation, biological process: multicellular organism development; cell surface receptor protein tyrosine kinase signaling pathway; protein phosphorylation. The record is from RefSeq and is a predicted model, not a curated record. The coding region runs from base 460 to 1662 and encodes 400 amino acids. Gene Ontology annotation, cellular component: signaling receptor complex. Gene Ontology annotation, molecular function: transmembrane receptor protein tyrosine kinase activity; ATP binding.
CUUCUCCUCUGGUAACUCUGCCUAUGGAAGUGUCAGGCAUUGUGGUUCGUGGCCCUUCCCAGAGUCGUAUGGGGAGUAACAGAUUAUAUGGCAGGGGGAGGUAUUCCUGUACCUCAUACCUCAAUGACUAGAUUGUCCAUAUGUGGCUUACAAUCUAAUCCAAGCUUAUAUCCGUGGUCUUUGUUACUAGUGCCUCCUAGUGAUGAGGCUGACAGUAGAGGUGGCAGGGUUAGCGGCUGAGUAACCUCCAUAGCUGAGCGAGGAGCCGCGGUGAGUCAUGUGUGCGCCUCAUGUCUCUGCUUUCCCUGCCUGUCACUCAGGUUAAAGAUCAACCAACAGCAAUGUCAUCCGAUGUCACCGCGAGGCAUAGAGAACCUCACACUGCAGGCAGACAGGUGAAGAUGAGGCGCCACAGUGACUGACGAGCGGCCACGGAGCACAAAGACUCGAAGCUGAUACAUGGCGGAGCCCCAGCAGGUGACCAUGAAUGCAUCCGAGGACUUCCACCGUAAUGAGGACGGCUGGCAGAAUUCGGUCAUCAUUAUUCCGGCGCUGCUCUCAGGCUCCACCCUCAUUGUGGUCGCCAUUAUCUUCUGGAAGUUGAUUCGCAGUAAGAGAGACAAAAGAAAAGGAUCGAAAGACGAAAUGAAAGAUUUGGAUUGGGCAGUGAACGCCGCGGGGAUCUAUGAGAACACCCUGGAUGCUCUAGAUACCGUCCUGAAGAAGAAGCAGCUGCCCGGUGACUGGACAGUGGAGCAGACGGAGCUUGUGUGUAAUGGCCACUUUGGUCCCAUUAGUUGGGCAGUCCUGUGCUGCUCGGGGGAGACAGAGGACAGACAACAUGUCGUCCUGAAGGAGCUGUCUGAGCUUUGCAGCCCUGGAGAAGUGCAGGAUUUCAUCGACCUCAUGAAGUUUUACGUGCAGGUCUGUAACCACGCCAGUCUGGUAACCAUGUUGUGGUGUAAGACAGACAGGAGACCGCCAUGUCUCAUCAUGAAGGCUAUGUCCUACGGGAACCUGCUCGCCUUCCUCAGGAACUCACACGAGAGCGUACAAGCUAUGGAAGCGGCCAUCCCGAGGAUCACUGAGAAGGACGUCUACUCAAUGGCUUCACAAGUGGCCAGUGGGUUGGAAUAUCUGUCAGGGACUCACGAUCUGGCCCAUGGCUACGUGGCAGCAUGCAACGUUCUCAUCCACGAGGAUCUGAGCGUCCAGCUCUGCGGUCUGGGUAUGGCUGCUAUACAGUAUAGGACCGGCUCCAUUCCUGCGAGAAGAGCUGCUCAGGUGCCCCUGAAAUGGCAGUCACCAGAACGACUGAAUGGAGGGGACAUCACAGAGAAGAGCGACAUGUGGUCAUUUGGGAUCUUGCUGUAUGAGAUGGUGACACUAGGUUCUCCACCAUACCCGGAUCUGGAACCUGCUCAGCUGCCUUCAAAACUGCAGAAGAAUUACAGAAUGGAGCGACCUGCGCAGUGCGGACAUCAACUGUUUGAAGUAAUGACCAGCUGCUGGCAGUGGGAGGCGCCGCGGAGACCUUGCUUUACAGAUGUUGUGAAGCAGCUGCAGAAUGUUUCUGACCAGGCCGAUGGACAUACCCCUCUGACAGCCAUGGACACUCUCAGCUGGAGGGAGUACUUGCAUGUGGCUGGGAUUCCUUCAUGACGUCUUCAGCAAGUGACUGUGUGAGGACAAGGCCCAGAGCCUAUGUGGGGAGGGGUGGGCAUCCUGAGCUGCGAGGACAUUGGCACCAUCUACCUGUGCCCACUGCUGCCCACCCUCUCAUGUGGAAUGUAUAUAUAGUGGGUGGUCAGGAUUAACCCCUGCUUAUAAGAAAUAUAUUUAUGAUGUAGAAUAAAGACACUCGGAAAUGUG